Drosophila eugracilis is the source of this 2982-nucleotide messenger RNA. RefSeq lists its product as uncharacterized. The record is from RefSeq and is a predicted model, not a curated record. Bases 1 to 2982 code for a protein of 993 amino acids. The transcript has 3 exons. NCBI's taxonomy places the organism in Eukaryota, Metazoa, Arthropoda, Insecta, Diptera, Drosophilidae.
AUGGAGGAGUAUACUGAUUUAAUUGGCAAAAUAGGCAUAUUAAACUUAAACUCUUAUUGUUUCAAUGAAAUAUUUCGCCAAAUUAAAAGCAACUGCGACUUAGAAUGCAGUAAAGAUGAUCUGUUAAGAUACAAUGAUCUCAUAAGCUUUGUGAUUAGCAGUGAAGAAGUCACCAAAGCUUUCAGGGACUGGAGUCCUGAUCUGUAUAACAAACUCUGCUUAGAAAAUACAUUUUUGAAUAGAUCACCAUGGAUAGUGAUAGAUUUUUCCAACAUUUAUCAACAUAUGAAUGGCUUAUCAGUUAACGAAAGAAAGCUAUUCUGGAGUAAUUACCUAAAUCAAAUCACUGAAAACGAGAAUUUGAAGUCGGUAAAGUUGGUCUAUGAACCCGCAGAACAUUACCGCGAACAUAUGGAUAGGUUUGAGGAGCUCACAAACUGCCUCAAAAAUAAGUACAAAUUGCGAGAGCUUUUUCUUAAAAUGAAAGGAUACACCCUGGAGAGUGUUCCCCAGAUCAGACAUCUGGAAACUCUUUACUUAGACGUUGGAAUGAGGACCAACAUCCUGGUUCAGUUUUGCCAAUUAAAUCCAAAUCUACGCAAGCUCAUUCUGAGUAAUAACGAAUUAUAUGGAAGAUUGACGGAUAUAGUGCCAUAUUGCAAUCAACUGGAGCAUCUAAGUUUUCUAAUGAAACAUGAAGUAGAUGCCACGGAAUAUGCAGCUCUCGCCAAACUGCCAAGGCUCAAUGAAUUAAUCCUGCUUGGCCAGCAUCAGGAGGGAUCGCUACUAAGACUCUUUCAAGGCUUCAGGGACAAGCACAUCCACAGGAUAUGCAUACCAGAAACCUAUGUUAGCAACGAAGAAGCCUUGGCCCUGACCUCCAUCACCUGCUUGGUUUCUCUUAAGUGCUGUUUGCGGGAUAAUUCCAUAUACGCUGACUUGCCUCUUACAGGCAACCUAAUAGAUGUCCGCAUUCUAGGUCAUCCCAAGCAAUACGAUUUAUAUGAUCCAAUAUCAAAUGAUGAACAAAAAGAUCUCUUCAAGGUUACCUAUAGAGGUAAUACAGAUUUGAACAAAAUAUCUGAUGGAUACUAUCAAUCGAUGCUCUUGAAAGAUCCAAAGUUAAUGUACAAAGCCAUGGAUCAAGAUUUCGCCCAAGCUGCGCGACUUUGCUGCGAGGGCUGGUACUCUACAAGCUGUCUGCUAGCUCUAAUGCAAAUUCAAUCACAGUCUCAACUGCGGUUAAUCGAGAGGAUAGACCUCUAUAAGAAAGAUCCCAUUUCCGAAGAGGAAAUUUUAACCUUGGCUUCCAUAGCAACGUUAACUGACAUUCGAUGUUCCAUCCUUCAGAUAAAACAAAUGAUUGCGGUGAAACUAAAGCAACUUGAAGGGAUGACUGAGACUGAAAACCGAGUGGAUCGUAUCAGAACUGAAUGCCUAGAGAUUCGUCUAGUGCAUGACCAUGGAUUCUUGACUCUCAUAUUGGACUUUUUUGGCAAAUAUAAUUUUUAUAAUGCAAAAAUCUUUGCUCCCUUUGCCAAGCUAAGAAAUCUAAAAAGACUAGAGAUAAGGGGAAACCAUAUAACUGGCUCAUUUGUGCCAUUUUUUAAGGAAUUUACUUUACUGGAAACACAAAACCUACGGGAAUUGGAAGCUGUAAUCAUCAGUCCAGCAGAACUCAAAGAGCUGGUAAAGAUUCAGAGCUUAAGAAUCCUCAAAAGUGGCUUCUUUUGUUCUAGAAAUUUCGAUCAUGUAGCCGAGCUGAAUCAACUAGAAAGCCUAACACUUAUCGUCCAUCCGCAAGGAUCUCUGACCAGAUUGCUUAAGGAUCUUUCUUCUAGAAAAGUUCAAGUACUUAAAAGUCUCUCCAUUGAAGGGACAAGACUGAGUACCGAAGAGAUUGACGAGCUUGCUGGCAUAAGAUCUUUGGAGAGACUUCGGCUUGGCCUGCCGGAAGCUAAAUAUUGGGAACUCAAAUCAGGAACUAAGACAUCUAACUUAAAAGUUCCUUAUUGUCAAAAGUGUCGUCUGCGUGGAAAUGCAUCUAAUUUUGUAAAGCACAAAACUGAUUUUCAUACUUUGAAUGCAGUACCAGAUGGAGAAGCCUUAGAUGCACAGUAUUCUUUUUUAACGGAAUUAAAUAGUCCCUUAACUCCGAUCAACUUUGAUCUUUUAGCCAAGUUGCCAAAACUAAAUGAACUGCUAAUUUAUCUUGAUUAUAAACCACAAGCUGUAGAAAACCUAUUGACGACCAUAGCCUUACAGUCACCUCAAAAAUUACAAAAACUUGCCUUUACAUCCCAGGACUUCAGAUUGAUAACAGCUUUUAAGAACUUACAAUCUCUAGAAUGCGUUGUUUACCACACCAAAGAUAUUAAUUUUAUAGCUGAUAUCAAAAAUCUCACAGAACUACAGAUACAUAAUCCCCUCAGAAUAUCCCUAUGGGCGGUUCUUAAGGAGCUGAAGGCUUUACCAAAUCUUCAAAGCUUGCUUUUGGAUAAUACAGAUCUAGAUUUUUUAGACAUGGUUGAGGUAACAAAAAUAACUUGGCUAAAACGUAUAAGACUUGGUCUCGCUGAUAAAAUAUUUAUCUUUUUUCUGAUCCAACUGAAAGAUCUUGAAGUCAUGGAAAUCACAUCAACUCAUUUCGCUGCCAAAAAUGAAAGCAACUUUGUUUAUUCGUUUUUGGUAACUUGCAAAAAUAUUAGAUCAAUGUCCCUCUAUAGAUACUAUGACUUCUUCAGCAAGGACUAUGUCAAUGGGAUCCUGAACACUAUUAAACUUUUUAGGGAUCCCGCUGAGCACCCGCCGUUCAAAUUAUGUGGAAUUUGGAGUGAUUUUAACAGUUUGAAACAGUUGGACAUGUAUAAUGAGGACUUCUUGGUAUUGGAGCGGUGCGAUAGCAUUUAUGAAAGUAAUCAAGAAUCCGAAGAAGAUUUGAAAUUUUCGAGAGUUUAUUCUUUGAAUGAUAGCCUAGAAUAA